GGGGCCUGUCUUCGCCGGGACUGUCGUGUGGCCGGCGGCGCCCACAGGCCUCGGUGUCGGGGCCGUCGGAGCGGGGGCGCCCCGGCCCGGGCAGAGGCGAGUGUUCGACCCCAUCUCCUGUAGAGAGUGGUGCCGGCACGUUCCAGGGAUGUACAUGCAGGUGGAGAUGCGCACCAGCUCCCGCCUCCACCUGAAAAGGGCUCCUGGCAUCCGGUCCUGGUCCCUGCUGGUUGGAAUCUUGUCCAUCGGCCUGGCCGCUGCCUACUACAGUGGAGACAGUCUGGGCUGGAAGCUGUUCUACGUUGCCGGCUGUCUGUUCGUGGCUGUGCAGAACCUGGAGGAUUGGGAGGAGGCCGUGUUCAACAAGAGCACCGGGAAGGUCGUUCUGAAGACGUUCAGCCUCUACAAGAAGCUGCUGACCCUGUUCAGAGCAGGCCAUGACCAAGAGCUGGCGGCCCCGACGCGACCGCCCCCAGCGCGAGCGGGCGGGGCCGAUGGCACUGGCCUGUGUCCCGCAGUGGUGGUGCUGCUGAGCGACAUCCGGGACGUGAACGUGGAGGAGGAGAAGGUCCGGUACUUCGGCAAGGGCUACUCGGUGGUGCUGCGGUUCGCGACGGGCUUCUCCCACCCCCUCACCCAGAGCGCCGUCAUGGGUCGCCGUAGUGACGUGGAAGCUGUUGCCAAGCUCAUCACCAACUUCCUGGAGCUGCACCGUCUUGAGAGCCCUGCAGAGCUGUCACAGAGUAGCGACAGCGAGGCCGGUGGCCCCGGGAGCCAGAGCUGACGGCCCAGGCGUGGCUGCAGACGAGCCGCUCCCAGAGAGGCCCUUGGCCUUGGUCUUGACGGCACCUCCAGCCGAGUCUGCCU
Molecule: messenger RNA, 867 nt
Organism: Lemur catta (Ring-tailed lemur)
Lineage: Eukaryota; Metazoa; Chordata; Mammalia; Primates; Lemuridae
Product: cytochrome b-245 chaperone 1
Exons: 7
Coding region: 149-784 (211 amino acids)
Source: RefSeq, a predicted model, not a curated record